This is a messenger RNA of Acaulospora morrowiae, 1332 nucleotides long. NCBI's taxonomy places the organism in Eukaryota, Fungi, Glomeromycota, Glomeromycetes, Diversisporales, Acaulosporaceae. The record is from the annotation of a GenBank genome assembly.
AUGAGUCGAGAUAUUGAAGAAGAAAUUCGCAUUUUCAAGGAAUCGCAUAAUAAGCUUCUUGCAGUGCUCCGUGAACGCCAGAAGCGCCGAAGGUUACAACUCGAAGCUGAUAAAGAUCUGAGAAAACAGGUGGUGAUUGAAAAAAAAAAUGGAUCACCGGAACGCAACAAGUUCAAGAAAAACUCGGUCAGAACAUUUAAGCCAUACGGCCUCCCUUCAAGCAUUUCGCGAAAACCAGAACAAGAAAAUCAUGGAAAACAUUCUACCGAUUACGCGUACAAAGGUGAUUCAACACAGGAUGGGGAAAAGUCCAUUCGAAAUGAUUACUGUCAAUACUUUGUAGAUUCGGGUCGCCGCCCUCAAAAUUUCAUUCGAGACACUGAACUUUCGCAACGUUUCGACGAAUAUCCGAAGUUGAAGGAUCUCACCAAAUUGAAGAAUGCUUUGGUAUCAAGUCGGGCGACGCCUCCAACUUACUUGAAAGCUGACCUUCGAACAUUCGAGUUGAAAUCGACCGGAACCAAAUUCGAUGUCAUUUUAAUUGACCCUCCCUUGAUUGACUUUGACAAUCCAACUAAAAUCUAUUCUCUAGAUACUGUGGAAAAACCGGUUAAACUUAACUCACUAGCUCACGCUAAUCUCAAAAUCGAAGAUGUUGCGGCAACUCCAUCUUUCAUCUUUAUCUGGUCAGGCGAUGCAGAUGGCCUUGAUCGUGGCCGUCAAUUACUUCUUAAAUGGGGCUAUCGCCGAUGCGAAGAUAUUGUAUGGAUAAAGACCAACAAGACUUGGGAGGGAAGUCGAUUUUUUGAGGAACGAUCUGUUUUUCAACGAACAAAAGAGCACUGUAUAAUGGGUAUCAAGGGUACCGUUAGACGUAGCACCGAUGGGCAUUUUAUCCAUUGUAACGUGGAUACUGAUGUUAUCAUAUCAGAAGAACCCCUAUUUGGCAGCACUCGUAAACCCGAAGAAUUAUAUCACAUAAUAGAACAUUUUUGCCUUGGACGUAGAAGGCUAGAAUUAUUUGGCGAGGAUCAUAAUAUACGUCCGGGAUGGUUCACUAUUGGAAAUGGGUUAUCGAGUUCUAAUUUUGAUGCCGAAACAUAUGCGUCUUACUUUUCCGAACAAAAUGGGCAUCUCCUUGGUACAACACAAGAUAUUGAAAAUUUAAGACCAAAAUCACCAAUCCGAGAUACCUCUACUGCCAUGAAACAAAAACCAAAGAAAUCCAUUAACAAUACCGCAAUGACCGUUACGCCUAUGCCACAAAUACCAACAUUUAAUGCUCGAUGGAUUCCCCCCAUGGAUGGUAACAUUUACGGGAAAGGACAAUGA